Messenger RNA from Carassius auratus (goldfish), 4062 nucleotides. RefSeq names its product T-cell activation Rho GTPase-activating protein-like. Gene Ontology annotation, molecular function: GTPase activator activity. The transcript has 10 exons. The record is from RefSeq and is a predicted model, not a curated record. Gene Ontology annotation, biological process: signal transduction; regulation of Rho protein signal transduction. Lineage: Eukaryota; Metazoa; Chordata; Actinopteri; Cypriniformes; Cyprinidae. The coding region runs from base 1829 to 3691 and encodes 620 amino acids.
UUGUAACAUAAUUAUUUAUACUGUAAAAGUAAUGCAUCCUUUAUGAAUAAAAUGUGUAUUUUAUUUAUUUUAUGAAAUACCUAUUUUUUAACUCUAAGGUAUGUGCCUAGAAAAAAAUAAAAUAAUUCAAACCUAAUGAGAAGUGUUCACUGGCAUAAAAAGUGUGACAAGAAAUCUAGUUCUGCCCAGUAAAGAUAAACUUCAAACUUCAGAUAUAGAUUUUUAUUGACUUUUCCAAAACAUCAAAAAGCUCCUGAUGAGAAGGCAGUGACCUCAAUUUCUGAGGAGACUGUAAGCAGUAGGUGGGUAUGCUGAAAACCAUUUGGUCCAAAGCAGUUUUUUUAUUUUCAUAAUGAAUUGACCUAUUAUGCAUCUCAUGUAAAAACAUGGGGGCUGGACGUUUUCAUGAACGAUAGUGAGUCAGUCGGCAAACACUGUCAGAUUCAGAGUCUCAAAAUGAUAGUUUACUUUUUGUAACCAAAAUUCCCCUGGGUCUCAUUAACAUUUACAGCAAAAUAGUGAAUCAUUGUAAAAGCGCCUUUACUGUAAACACUGGCCAAGAUCAAUUAUGUUUCUAUUUACCAGAAAACCUUCAGAAACUAAAGAAAGAACUCUGAAUAACUGUCCUGCAUUUUAUCUAACAAGUUAAAUGGAGCUGUUAAUGAUUGCUGCCUCAUGUCAUAGACUUCAGGAGGGUUCGCCAACUUCACCAUAAACCGCUCCAUCUGACCGACAAGACAUCAGCUGUCAUCAAGAAGGCCCAACAAUGCCUUCACUUUCUCCGAAGGCUGAAGAAAGUGGAACUUCCUAUAUACUAGCCAUGACCCUGUUUAACAGAGGGACACCUGAGAGCCUGUUGACCUAUUGCAUCUCGUCCGGGAUUGGCAUACGGUGGAGGAGAGACACAAUCUCAGCCGGACUGUGAGAACAGCUGAGAAAAUUAUUGGACUCAUUGCCACAGCUACAGGACUUCUACUCAGACCACUGUGUGCUGAGAGCUGGUGGCAUCCUGAAAGACUACACACGGCCAUUUUAUGGAUUGUUUACAUCGAUGCAGUGAGGAAAACAACUUAUCUGCUAAACAGCUUUCUUCCUACAGCAGUCAGGCUGCUAAAUCAGAGUUUGUGACUUUAUUGUGGUUAUUUUCUAUUAUUAUAUUUUAAUACAUUUAAAGUAUUUUAAAUAAUUUUACUAGAAUAUUUAUGUUUUAGUAUUUCUUAAAAUGUUUUACUGUUUUACAAGGCACUGAACCAUAAGCUGUGGACGUGUGAAACACAAUUUGACAAAUAAAUGACAAAUAAAGCAUCUAUCUAUCUAAAGAUAUUAAUCUCUAUUGUUUAUGACUUCACUUCCAUGUCUGAUUUAUUCUAAUACAGAAAGAUGUAACAUGAUAUACAUGUUUUUGAGCCUGUUGAUCACGUAAUUUGAUAUGAACUUUCUCUCAUUGCCGUAGACUCUGUCACCCGCGUGCUACAUGCUGCAUUCAUGCUCACAUGAGUGACGUAGAUAUCACACUUUCCACCCUCUGCCACAACGGCUUGCCAUUUGUAGCUAAAGAGGUGUUGAUGGUGGGAGUCCGUGAUGCUGCUUCCUGUCUCCAUUGCACAUCAGAAUUUCCCCUUUGCCCGCCCACUUUCAUUUUGUGUAGAGCCUGGGCUGUCUCACUUCAGUCUGUCCGAGUCUCUUGAUAGAGUCUGUUCUGCUCCUGAGUCAAUGUAGAUCGUUGCUUUCUCCAGCCACCCACACCGUUUGACCCCGACUGAAAAUUUUAGAGUGGUAUUCUGACCUAGAGGACGGCAUCUGUUGGUCAUCACAACACAACAAACCUAUGACGGUGCUGAGUGGUCACGGCGUGCCUAUUGUCAAAUCGUCGACCCAAAGCAGCAUGGACGUAAUCAGCAUCCCAGCCAAAGAUGUUCCAGUGAAUAUGGGAUUCUCCCUUAGUCAGCAGACUAAAGCCAAUCUGACCAACACCUCCCACAAUGCAGGAAACAUCAACCAAAGGCGCUGGAAGAAAUUCUUCCAUCAAGUACAGAAAAAGAACAUGGAGCAUCCCCAAAACACACUGUUUGGGCGACCCUUGUCUGAUGUCUGUCAAAAAGAUGGGUGUCCUCCCAAAGCAAUUAUGGAUAUCUUUACAUUGCUGCUGAGAAAGGGUCUGUCCACUGAGGGGGUGUUCAGGAAGGCCGGGAACGCCAGGGCUCUCAAAGAGAUCAAGGCGCAGCUCAACGAAGGGAUAGAAGUGGAUCUGAAAGAGCAUUCGGUCUUUUUGCUUGCAGAUCUUGUCAAGGAUUUUCUUAGACAACUGCCUGGCUGUUUGCUAAUGGUGGAGAAGUACAAAUCCUGGAAGACUGCAAUGGAAAAGGAAGGUCAAGAGCAGAAGUGUGCUGAACUUAAAAUGAUGAUCAACACACUUCCUGAGCCGAAUUUUCAGCUCUUGAAGCACUUUAUGGUUCUGCUCUACCACAUAAGUGAGAAUGCAGAUAAGAACAAGAUGAGUUCCUCCAAUCUGGCUACUUGUGUUUCCCCCAACUUGCUCAAAACAGACACUAUGGAAAAGAUGGAAGAGGUGACGAAACUGACUGAGUUUCUCAUUGACAACUGCCCUCAAAUAUUUGGUGAGGAUGCAUUGACACUCUUUGGAGACUCUGAUGAAGAUGAACUCAGCGAUAGCCAAGACUCUAUUUCUUCGCACCGUCACGACUCUGCGUACGACAGUAAUGACCCUGAUGAUGACGUGGACUCUAUCAAAUCCGCCACUGAAGAGAAAUCCCAGAAACAUUCCAGCGCAGAGGAACUUUGGACAAAAAAACUGAUUCGCAGACGUUCAGAACCAGUAAUCAACCUCAAAGAGGGAGUUCAUCAGCACCUUGCCCUCUCCAGGAGCCAGACAGAAACAGACUUUUAUGACAAACUCUUAACAAAGCAGAUCUCGGAUGACUGUAUUGUGGUUAGAGCAGGCAACAGCUUGGGGAAGAGCAGGACAUCCUCUAAAGACGGUUCGUAUUACUCUUCAAGUUCACUUGAGAGUUGUUUCUCCAGCUCUUCGGAGAACUCUAUCCAUAACAGUCCUCUUAUUGGGUCUUCAUGCAAUCAGAGAAAAGCCCUUCAACGCAAACAUUCAUUCCCCACCCGCCAAUCGGCACCUGCACCGAAUCGCUCAGAGACCCCCAGAAAACGCUCCCAAUCCAUGAAGAGCGCACACAUCAGAAGCAGGACUGUCUUCGGGCGAAGCGGCUCCACCAAACGGGCCAUCGAAAGAGCCCUACGCCACAGCCAGACCCUACCUGAUGUACUGAAACCUCAACCGGAGCCGAGACGCUUGUGUAGCCAGGAGGUUUUUCAGCAGGUGGACAGCAGGAUACCAAGCAAUCCUCCAAGUUAUCAGCAAGCCGUUCAGGACAAUUCCCACAUCGCUCUCUCGAGCCGUAGAUCAUUGACUGUACAGGAUGCCAGGUGUCUGUCAAAGAAAACGUGCAGCUACUCAAGAUCUUCUAGUGAAGAGACAUUGGGAUUAUCUUCUGGGAAACAACAUUUCGAUAUCCACAAAAGAGACAAUAAAGAGACAUGUUGUGAUCGUAUGAGUGGAUUCUCCUCAAAGUUGAGACAGAGGACCACAUCUGAACCUGGGUAUGAAGCAUCAAUGCCAGUUUGGUGCAAUCAGAAAGACCUCAGAGAGACAUAUGUCUGAUGUAUUGUUCAUUUGUAUUAUUUGUUUUUGAUUUUUUUGGUGGAGGGGAAAUGUCUUUUGCAUAUGACCUCAUAAUGAGGCGUUAACAUUUCAGGGUUUCAAGUGCAAUUCAGUUGUGCUGAAUAUGUUGAAUUUGAUUCUUCAUUUUUGUCCAGUCUUUCGUGACAAUGUGUUGUUCAUGCCCUCUGUGCUUUGAUUCUACAGCACCCCAAAACCAAAAAUGUGACUGAAAGGCACUUUGAGGAAAAUUCACUACAUAGAAUUUAAGUUUUUGUGCAAUGUUUGCAGAACUAAUGUGCAUGCUUAAAAACAAUGCAAAUCAUAUGUAUGUCUUCUCAUCUUCGCAUGAAAUAAAGACAACAUAAAGCUAA